AUGUUUCGUCAACUUCUUCGGACGGUGCCGAGACAACUCCGGUUUUACAGCAGUGAGGCGGCCAAUGAGGCGAGCAAAGAGGUGGCAAAACCAAAGGUUGUGUCAAGUGUACAGGCCGGCACUGUUUUGAAGGGCUGCAAUGUCCGCAAGAAUGGCGAGGACCCCGUCGCUCUCGCAGACGAAGAGUACCCAGCAUGGCUAUGGGAGGUCCUUGAUCCGGAGAUUCAGAAGGCCAAACUAGAAGCCGAUCCCAUCGUGGCCGCUCGCAAGCAGCGUCGUGAGCUGAACCGCAAGAAGAUCAAGGAGCAGAACUUCUUGGCUGGCAUGCGCAGUUAA
Wickerhamiella sorbophila is the source of this 336-nucleotide messenger RNA. Its product is annotated as 54S ribosomal protein L37, mitochondrial. The transcript has a single exon. Bases 1 to 336 code for a protein of 111 amino acids. Gene Ontology annotation, molecular function: structural constituent of ribosome. Gene Ontology annotation, cellular component: mitochondrial large ribosomal subunit. Lineage: Eukaryota; Fungi; Ascomycota; Dipodascomycetes; Dipodascales; Trichomonascaceae. The record is from RefSeq and is a predicted model, not a curated record.